This is a messenger RNA of Rhopalosiphum padi (bird cherry-oat aphid), 2243 nucleotides long. RefSeq names its product alpha-tocopherol transfer protein-like. NCBI's taxonomy places the organism in Eukaryota, Metazoa, Arthropoda, Insecta, Hemiptera, Aphididae. The transcript has 6 exons. The coding region runs from base 297 to 1175 and encodes 292 amino acids. Gene Ontology annotation, molecular function: phosphatidylinositol bisphosphate binding. Gene Ontology annotation, cellular component: membrane. The record is from RefSeq and is a predicted model, not a curated record.
UCGUUCGGCAGACUAGGAUGCGAUUCACGAAACGAUAAUAAUAUUUUUAUAUUUUAAUAUACCCGACACGAUCUGCAAUUACAUACAUCGCGAACGGUUUUCAAUGCGGUUCACGUGCAAUCAGAAAAUUUAGCGUUCGAGUAUUGGCGGCGCACACGACAAUUCUAUGCGUCCAACUGCAAAUAACUGACAAUUUGUUGUACUUCAUUUCGUGACUAUCGGUUACAAUAGCUAUAUAUUGCAUAUAGUGUGACUUUGGUCUAUAAUACCAAUACGUAUAUUGUUAACUCAUCGACAUGACGUACUCCCCGUUGACGCCGUUCAGUGAAUACCUGCAAAUAGAGCAGAGCAAAUAUCCGGAGCUCACGUUUGACGAUAUUCAGAAGUUAAAGGAGAGCUUAGAGGACGAUCAGACUUUGCCACCUAUAUCGGACAAAAAAUAUUUAGCAUUUCUUCACAGCUGUAAUUUUGAUAUAGAAUUAGCCAAAAAGACCAUUAAGAGAUGUUACCAGUUUCACUUCAGAAUUCCACAAGUGUUUUGUGAAUUGGACCCAUUAGCCGAUGAUAUAGAAUUAAGUUAUAAUUGCUUGAGCAUCUGUCAAAUGCCGACUGUCAACACUGACAAAAAUGAUCGAGUGCUAUUUAUGAUGUUUCAAGAUACCAAUCACGAGUUAUUCGAAUACUUAUCACUUUUCAAAUACCUCACUAUGUGGAUGAACUAUACGCUAUUGAAGUACGGUACGUGCGACGGAAUGGUUAUCGUAAUAGAUACCAAGGGGCUAAGUUGGCGUCACAUCGUAAAAAUACCAAUUGGAAUUGCUGGUAAAAUGUUGAAAUUCUUGGAAGUUGGUCUACCAGUUCGUUUAAAAGCCGUACAUGUUUUGAAUGCUGGAUCGGCUACGCAGAUGAUAAUGAAAAUGGUUACACGAUUUGCUAAUCAAGAGUUAUUAGAAAAGAUAAUACUUCAUCCAGUCGGUUCAGAUGAUAUUUUCAAUUAUAUAUCAAGAAAUGAAUUGCCAGAAGAAGUAGGAGGAUCAGGAAAAUCGCAUACUUUCUUCAACGAUGAACUUUACAAUGACUUGAUAGAUAUUCGUGAUGUUUUUCUUGAGCAGAAUGAAGUACUGACUAACCAAAUGGCGUAUGUGAAUCAACAACUUGAUCAAAAUGACGAAUAAAUUACCAAUAUAAUAAUAUUUUAAGAAAAAAACGAAACACAUUUUAGUGCAAUGGAUCAAAUAAUUCAAAUCAUUAUAAUAAUAAUAUGGAAGUUGCUAUUUAGUGAAAUUGUAUUAUAAUUAAUUGUAGGUUGUGAUAAUUAUUUUUAGAUUAUCGGUUUUUAUCGAUAGGCAACUUAAUAUAGUUUAGAGUGAAUUAGGUAGACGAAUAACAAUAAUUUAAUUAAAAAGUUGUGUUUGUCGUAAGAUUGUAUACUUGAUUACAAAUUAAAAGCUUAUAGCAGUUAUAACGUUGUUGAUUAAUGAUUUAGAUGAUAUUUUAAAAUUAUUAUUUUGUACCUCAGUAAUUUUUAAUAUGAGUACCUACCUUUUUUUAAUUUUUUACUUAGAUAAACUUGAAAUAUUUUAAAAACACAUAAAACUUUCCUAAUCAGAUUGCUUCUUCUAAAAGUUAAAGACUAACGUAAUACGUCAUUUAUAAUUCAUACAAAAUAAAAAAUGUAUACAAAAUUGAAAAUAGUACAUACGUAUCUACUCCGUAUUCCUAAAUAAUAAUAAAAUUAAAAACUAAAUAAUAUAUUGUAUUGUAUUUUAUACUAUUUAAUAAACAAUAAUGAAAAAUACUCAUUAUAAAGUCGCAAAUAAUAUAUUUUAUAAUAUAAGGAUUUUUAAAACUAGUUGUAAAUAACCUAAUUUAUUAUACUAAUCAGACUACGAUUCUAUACUAUUUAUUACAUUACACUUUUUUUAUUUAUUGUUUAUUCAGUAUAAAUGAUGGAACAGCAUUAUUUGACAUAUGCAAUAACUUUUGUUCUAUUCAAUGUAUUGCAUUUUAUUAUUAUUUUAAUGAAUUAAACAAUUUUAACACUGUUUUUAUUCAAAUAUAUUUUUUUUUUUUUAUAAACGGUACAAGGUUUGUAAAGAGCGGUACAUUCAUUAACCCGGCACUGAGUAUAAUAUUAUAAAAAUACAAAUUUAAUAUUUAAAAAAUGUUUAUAUGCUUAUGAGUUAUCAUAAUGUUAUGGCUAUAAUUUAUAAGUGAAAAUAUAAUCAAUAAGUAUUUUUUCA